Rhododendron vialii is the source of this 1759-nucleotide messenger RNA. RefSeq names its product G-type lectin S-receptor-like serine/threonine-protein kinase SD2-5. The record is from RefSeq and is a predicted model, not a curated record. Bases 206 to 1576 code for a protein of 456 amino acids. The transcript is spliced from 2 exons. Lineage: Eukaryota; Viridiplantae; Streptophyta; Magnoliopsida; Ericales; Ericaceae.
UAUUCAUGCACUUUUUGGGAGUGGGGUGACACUCGACAGUGUUUUACCACUCAUUCCAACCUUUCCCCAUCAUUCACUUUCAUUGAUUCCCACCUGAAAAUAAAAAUAAAAACAAAAACAAAACCUUACCCACAUUGCAUACCCACCUACUGGAAUAUCUCAAAAACUGAUUUAUCAAAUAUGAAAACAUAGGCCUCAAUUCCCCAUGAAACUCUGUUUCCUCGUUUUUCUCAUUCACUUGUUCACUCAUGGCCACUGCAACUCUGAUAUUCAUAUUGGAUACAAGGUCACCAUUCCUGUCCCAACAGAAUACAGCAUGGGGUUCAUAGGAAGAGCUUUUAUAAUUGAAUCUGAACAGAUGGUUCCCAAUUUCAAAGUUGCAUUGAGUGUUGAAUCUGGAGAGCAGAAGUACUCAUGUUCAUUAGAUGUUUUCCUCGGAGAUGUAAAAGUAUGGACUUCUGGCCAUUUUUCGCGGUUUUACACCACAGAGAAAUGUGUGCUCGAGCUGACUCAAAGCGGAGAUCUACAGUUAAAGGGUCAAGAGGACCGCCUUGGAUGGAAAGCCGGGACUUCUGGACAAGGUGUGGAGAGACUGAACUUACUAAGAACAGGUAACCUAGUUCUGGUAGACGCCCUCGACCAGAUAAAAUGGCAGAGUUUCAAUUUUCCUACCAAUAUAAUGCUCUGGGGGCAGAGAUUGAAUGUGAGAACUCACUUAACUUCUUUCCCCACCAACUCAACUUCAUUCUUUUCAUUCGAAAUCCAGCAUGACAAGCUUGCAUUGUACUUGAAUUCUGAUAAGGUCAAUUAUACGUACUGGGAAUUCAAGCCUCUCGGCAACCAAAACAUCACAUUUAUCAAAGUGAGCAAUAAAGGAGUAGACAUCUUUGGUGAUGAAUAUACGAAAAUUGACCAAAUUCCAUCAGGAGGAUUUCAACCCUUGCGAUUUAUGGCAUUGGGGAACGAAACGGGGAAUUUGGGUUUUUAUUACUACUCAACUGAGCAGGGGAAAUUUGAGGCCUCUUUUUUGGCUAUAAACAACAGUUGUGAUCUUCCUUUGGUAUGUAAGCCUUACGGUAUAUGUACAUUAUCUGAUGUUUGUUCGUGCAUUCGGUUCAUAACAAGAGAUGGGAUGAAUUCCAACUGCAGCAAUGGAAUUUCUGGAGGGUUUUGUGGGAAGAAUCAGAUGGAGAUGGUAGAAUUACCUGGCGUUACUACCGUAUUAAAGGGUACAAAUGUGAAGGAUAACGUGAGCAGAGAAAAGUGUUCGGAAAUUUGUUUGGAUGACUGUAAUUGUACUGCUGCAUUGUAUACAUUCGAUUCGGGAGAGUGUUUUUGGUAUGGUCUUGUUAGAGGAGUGAAACAGGUUUCGCGGUUGAAGGAAUCGAGUUAUAUGGUUAAGGUUCCGAAAGGAAGUGGUGGAGGUAAGGGGAAGAGUUCUGGUUUGAAAAAAUGGGUGUUGGUGGUUGUGGGAGUAGCUGAUGGAUUGAUUCUUGUUCUUGUUUUGGGAGGGAUUGGGUACUAUGUAAUUCAGAAGAGAAGAAAGAAUUUACAGAAUAUUGAUAACAAUUCCUAAACCCAAGUGGUUUCAUAGUUAAUUUUUUUGUGAGAAUUGACCAUCAAAAUACUCAUAUAAGCUAGAUCACUUGUAAUAGAAACUGACAUCAAUCGUUGUGGAAAGGCCUAUUUUCAUGGCAUAUGGUGUGCAAUUGUGUUUCCCUGUCAAAACUUGUGCAAAAGCUAUGGGUUUUUUUUUUUC